This is a messenger RNA of Tetrahymena thermophila SB210, 4920 nucleotides long. Its product is annotated as myosin head protein. The record is from RefSeq and is a predicted model, not a curated record. Gene Ontology annotation, cellular component: vesicle; cytoplasm; actin cytoskeleton. Lineage: Eukaryota; Ciliophora; Oligohymenophorea; Hymenostomatida; Tetrahymenidae. Gene Ontology annotation, molecular function: ATP binding; microfilament motor activity; actin filament binding. Gene Ontology annotation, biological process: actin filament organization; vesicle transport along actin filament. The transcript has 5 exons.
AUGAGCAGCUAAAAUAAGCUUCCUAAUUCUUCUACAAAUUAAUAAUAGCAGGGAGGAAAUAAAAACGCUAACAAUAACCCAGUAAAAGCCAAAGAGGCAGAUAGCACUUGGGUUAUGAGCAACGUUAGAUGCUGGUAUAAGAAAAAUAAUAAUAGAGAAGAGCAAUACAUAUUUAGAAAAGCAAUUAUAGUAUCAGAUUAAGUAAAGAAUGUAGGCGGACAAUAAAUAGUUAACAUAAGCAUUGAAUAGGAAAAUGGCUAAAAUGCUGAAUAGAUUGAGACAAAUGUUAAAAAUUUAUUUUAGAGAGAAGAACAAAGCCAAACAUCAUUUUACGACAUGGUAAAAAUGAGUGUUCUUAAUGAGGCAGAAUUGAUUGCUAACUUAAAAUAGAGAUAUGCAUAAGACAAUAUCUUUACUUAUAUCGGCCCUACUUUAAUAGUUUUAAAUCCUUACAAAAGUUUGAAAGAAUUAUUUUCUAAUCAAACGAUUGAUAUGAUAAAAGAAAAUUUAAAUAAAAACUUUGAUUUGUUUGAUCUUGAAAUGCAAUAGCCUCACAUAUACUCUAUUUCUGCAAUGGCUUAUAAAAAUUUAAUUAAGUUCAAUAAAAAGUAGGCAAUAGUUAUUAGCGGUGAAAGUGGUGCAGGUAAGACAGAGAAUGCAAGAUAUUCGAUGAGAUUUUUAACUUAAAUUAGUACUCAUGAUAACUCAAAUGAAAGCAUCGAAGAAAAAAUAUUAUCCUGCAACCCUGUACUCGAAGCAUUUGGAAAUGCAAAAACAGUGAGAAAUGAUAACUCAAGUCGUUUUGGUAAAUAUGUAUAAAUUGAAAUAGCUAAAAAGAAAAUAAAUGGAGCUACAAUCACUAAAUAUCUACUUGAAAAAAGUAGAGUGAUACAUCUAAGCUAAGGAGAGAGAAAUUAUCAUAUCUUUUAUCACUUAUUGGAGUCAAAAGAUAAUUAAUUAUUGGAAAAACUUCAUCUUUUAAAUAAAAAACCAUCUGAGUUUUAAUACUUAAGUUAGAGUGACUGCUACUCUGUAGAAACUAUUGAUGACACUUAAUUAUUUCAAGGAAUUAUUAAUUCCUUCAAAGUUAUGAAAUUCGAAGAAGACUUGCAAAAUACUAUUUUUAAAAUACUAUCUGCUAUUUUACAUUUAGGAAACAUUUAGUUUUCAAAUUAAUCAUUUUCUGAGGGUUCAUCACCAUGCACAGUGGUAAAUGAAAAUGUGCUACAGAUAGUCAGUAGUUUACUAGGUAUUAAUUUAGAUGAUCUUAAGAAAGCACUUCUUUAUAAAACAAUUGUAGCAGUGAAUGAAGUAUAUCAUAAACCAGCUGAUGCAGUAUAGUGUCAUCAUGCAAAAAAUACUCUGAGUAAAGCACUUUAUGAUAACUUAUUCAACUGGCUAGUUGAUAAAUUAAACCAAAUUAUAAAAAAUAAUCAGGUAAACUAUAACACAACAAACACCUCUAAUAACAAUAUGAUUGGAUUACUUGAUAUUUUUGGUUUUGAAAACUUUUAAGAAAAUUCUUUUGAAUAGCUUUGCAUUAAUUAUACAAAUGAGAAUCUUUAGCAACUAUACAUUUAAUAUGUUUUUAAGAAUGAAGAAUAAAUUUUUAAAGAAGACGGUUUAGAGAAUUUCCUUUCAAAUUUAUGCUAUUAGGAUAAUUCAAUGAUCAUUCAAACUUUAAAUAGAAGUUACAAGCUGCUUAACGAUUGUUGCAAAACAUAAUCCAAAGACGAUUCAAAAUAUUUAUAGUCUCUUAAAAAUGACUUUAAAAAUCAAUAAAUAUAAGUCAUUCAAUUUCCUAAAAUGGAUAAUGGCACAUUUUUGAUAAAUCACACAUAGAAUCCUGUUAGCUACAAAAUUGAAGGAUUUAUAGCAAAGAAUAUCGAUGAAGUAAGUUAAACCCUCAAAGAUGUAAUUAGUAAAAGUAGCAACAAAUACAUACCUUCUAUCUUUGGUAAUGAAGAAUAAACAUAAUAAAAUAGAGCAAGAUUUUUAGGAGAGAAAUUUAGUAAUUAAAUGGUAGAGUUGAUGAAAGAAUUAAAUUCUUCAGAUGUUCAUUUUGUUAGAUGUGUUAAGACAAAUGAAGUUAAAAAAAGUGACUAUUUCUUGGAAGGUUAUGUAUUGCAAUAAAUAGAGUAUCUGGGUGUUAUAAACUCAAUAGAAGUAAGGAAAAGCACUUAUCCCUAAAGAAGGGAUUAUUUAACUUUUUUUAAAGAGUAUAGAGUUUGUGAUGAGUAAUUAGAAAAAAAAGCAAUAGAUUAAAUUAAAAAUUUUAAAGAUGAAUGUAAAGCUUUAGUUUCAAAGAUGUAUCCAAACUACAGUGACUCUCUUAUUCUAUUUGGUAAUAAUAAAAUCUACAUGAAAUAGGAAUUUGAAAGUGCUAUUGAUUAGAUAAAGUAUGCAGAAAUAAAGCGUAAAAGGACUGCUUAAGUAGUAAGAAUUCAGAUUUAUGUUAGGUACCUUAGAUUCCAUAAAAGGUUUUAGAAAAAAUUAGAAGGAAUUAAAAAAUUAAACAAUAUUUUCUUUGCACAGAAGAUUUUUAAUAUAUAUAAUCAUUGCUUUUAACUAAUUAAGUAAAAAGCUAAAAUUACUUAAGUAAAAAAUCUUAUUACCUUAACGUUAAAAAUAGUAAAAGCAUCUUUUACAAAGACUACAUUUUAAAUUCUUAAAGAAUAUAGUGAUAAAAUGAAAGAAUUAAAAGAAAAAAAUGAAGCCUAAAUAGAGAAUAAUAAAUAAAUAUUAGAGCAAAGUUAAGAAGAAUAAAAGGUUAGCGAAUCAACAUGUGUUUCAAAUUAAUUUUUACAAAGAUAAGAUACUAGCAUAAAUGAAACUAAUGCAUCUUUGUUAUAUGAUACUAUAGCUGUUAAUGAAAUUUAAACUGAGUAAUCAUAAAGUAAGGUUAACACUUAUAGCUUAAAAAGUGAAAAAUAAUAAAAUUCUUAAAAUGUGAAUGCUUUUGAUUUUUAGACUGGAGACUUAAGUCUAUUACACAUCCCAGAGAAACAUACAAAUGAAAUUUAUGUGAAUCCUCCUGACUAAGAAGAAAUAGAAUCAGAAAGUCUUUUGCUUAAAUUGUUGAAUUCCUAAGAAAUAGACGAUAAAAUAAUUUAGUAAAUGAAGCAAGUCUAAUAUGCACUUGACAAGGAUUAUCAAAUUUAACAAAUAGAUGAGGAAGAUAUGAUUUAAAUAAAGAAAUAUAAUUAUAUUGAAUUUUACUCUAAAAGAUUAAAUGAGCGAAGCAAAUUUUUUGGUAAGAAAACAACAGAAGAAAUUUUAACAUUUAAAAAGACAUGCAUAAAAGGAGGUAGCUUGAUAAAGCUUCCUUCAUCUGAUAUAGCUCAUGCCCUUACACACUUUGAAAUAUUAUUAUUAUUUAUCAAAGAAACAGAUACUAUUAAAUACUCGGUGACAUAAUAAUACUAAACAUAAAGUUCGUAUAAUGAUGGAUAGGAGUCUAGAAUUUAAAAACUUUUGAAGUACUCUUAAAACAGGUCUUAAGAAUUUAAAAAUGAGGUCUUGACUUAAAUUUUAAAAUAGUUAAAUGGUAAUAAAAACGAUUUAUACACUCUCCGUCUUCUUCACUACUUAGUAGUAUUUUGUUAUUGCUUCAGAACUGAUGAAGAGUAUACUAUGACUAUGAUAAAUUUCUUAAUUUUUAAUUUAAUGAAAUUUUGGCACUAACAUAGCACUAUAUUAAAAUACAUAGAAUAUGUGAUUCCUACUUUGUUUCGCUCUAUAACUUAUUUAAAAGAAAGAGAGAAUAUUUACAAUAAGCAUGUUCUCACAGAAAUGAAAAUUAAUGCUUUGAUAUUUUAAUAUCAAAUAAAAGUUCCAAUUACUCUUUCAAAUGGGACCAGUUUUCUUGUGAAUGUAGAUCCAUAUGAUAAUUUUAACAAUUUGAAAUAAAAAGUCAUGGAAUAAUUGAAUAUCAACCACCGUCGUCUGAUCCCUGAAUUAUUUGAAUUCUUCGAAAUACAAACAAAAGAAAAUUAAGUAUUUGAAAGAAUGCUUUUUCCAUUAGAAGGAGUAUGGGAUGUUAUUCAUUUAUAAGAUACUUAUAGAAAUCAAAGUGCCUUUGAAACGAAAAAAAAUUAAAAUUAAAAGAAGACUUUCUAAUUUAUGUUUAAACCUAUUUUUGUUUACACAGUUUAUCCAAAUGACGAAGUUGGUAUUAGCUUACUCUAAAGCUAAAUAUAUUUUGAUACUUACAUUUCAAAUCUCGUUUAUGAUGAUAAAAAAACUAACAUACAGAUGCUUUCACAUUUACUUAAUAUAUUAGAUAUUUCCAACAUUGAAGAUCCAACAAGUAUUCUACCUUUAAGUUUUAGUGAAGAAGAGUCAAGGAGCAUUUUUCAGCUUAUUUAGGAGGAAUACGAAAAAAAUAUAAAAAAUAAAAUGACUAGGCUCUAAUCAAAAUUUGAAUACAUAUAAUUAGCCAAAGAUAAUGUCAAUCUUUUGGGAUUAAAAAUACCUAUAAAAUACUGUGAUGAGCAAAAACAAACUAACGACCCUCUCAAUUAUUUGAUGGUUUUAAACUCCUAUUAGAUGUCAUUCUACGAAACUGCAAACAAUAAUCAUCUAGUAAUGCAAUACAAGUACAGCUAGCUAAUCAGCUGGGGAGUCCAAGACAAAUUUAUAAAACUGAAUACUAAAGACAAUAAAUCUCAUAUAAUCAAUACUGAGUAUGUUUUAACAGUUGUUUAUUAUUUUAAUCAAGUCAAAGGGUUGGUAAAACAAUAAGACGAACAAUAUUAUCAAUCUAUGAAAAGCAUAUACUCUUCUAUUAAUACAAACUAAAGAUCAAUUUAAAGUGCUUCAAUACCACAAAAUAUAAAAACGUCAGAAUCUCUUAAACAAUAUUAAAAAUUAUAUAGCAAUCAACUAUUCUCUUCUAGUUAAUAAAAAAAAUUUAAUUGA